GAGCGGUGCCAGGCCAGCUACCGGGAUGCAGUGGGCAGUGGGUCGGCGGUGGGCGUGGGCCGCGCUGUUUCUGGCUGCCGCGGCGGUGCUAACCCAAGUCCUCUGGCUCUGGCUGGGUACGCAGACCUUCGUCUUCCAGCCCGAAGAGAUCGCGCAGUUGGCGCGGCAGUACGCUGGGCUGGAUCAAGAGCUGGCCUUCUCCCGCUUGAUCGUGGAGCUGCGGCGGCUGCACCCAGGCCACGUGCUGCCCGACGAGGAGCUGCAGUGGGUGUUUGUGAACGCGGGCGGCUGGAUGGGCGCCAUGUGCCUUCUGCACGCCUCGCUGUCCGAGUACGUGCUGCUCUUCGGCACCGCCCUGGGCUCCAGCGGCCACUCGGGGCGCUAUUGGGCUGAAAUUUCUGACACCAUCAUCUCUGGCACCUUCUACCAGUGGAGAGAGGGCACCACCAAAAGUGAGGUUUUCUAUCCAGGGGAGACAGUUGUGCACAGGCCUGGCGAGGCAACGGCUGUGGAAUGGGCGCCAAACACAUGGAUGGUGGAGUACGGCCGGGGUGUCAUCCCAUCUACCCUGGCCUUCGCACUGGCCGACACUGUCUUCAGCACUCAGGACUUCUUCACCCUCUUCUAUACCCUCCGCUCCUAUGCCCGGGGCCUCCGACUUGAGCUCACCACCUACCUCUUUGGCCAGGACCCCUGACCAGCUAGGCCUGAAGAGAGACCUGUGGAUGAACAGGAGCAGGCAGGCCUGUUACACAUCCACUUGCUAAAGCCUAUGUGGACAGGGCCAUAUUCACACCAUGCAGAUUAUUGAGUUCCUGAUGUACAAGGAGGGACAUACAUGCUUAGACAUCCAGACACAAAACUCGUUGAGAACAAAUGGGACACACACAUAUAUAGUUAAAUAGAUAGAUGUCAAGACUUACGUGUACUUCAGGAUCAUGCACUCAUAUCCAUCCAGAGAAGGAGCCCCAAGUAUACUAGUGGGGCCAGUCAUGAAUAUACAUAUCACGAGCUUGACUUAAUAACUCAGGCUGUUCAGGGUUUCCUGCCAGCAUUCAAGGCUCUGGAGUUAAGGAUGGGGGUGGAUAUUACAUUCCGCCUCGGUCUGACUUGUCAGUACAGCCGUAAUCCCUGGUAGAGGAGUUGGUGAGGGAGAAGAGGAACUGCCCUUCACCUGUAGCUAUGAUACCCUUCCCCUUCAUCUCCUCUCUCCUCACCAUAUGCCUUAUCCCCAUUCUACCCCCUGCUAUGCAAAGCCCCCCCCCAUGUGGCUUACCCUGCCCCCAGCAAUGAAGUCACUGGGGAGUCAAGGGAACGUAGAGAAUGCUGAAGCCAAGGUCUUCCAUCUCUGAUAGAACCUUGUUCUUCCCUUGGGGGUAUAUAUGGGAAAGUUGGCUUCAUCCCAGGUCUGACCACCAAGGAGAGGAUCUGGAGAGGUGGGCCUGGAUCUAAGGGACCAUCCCCUAGCUUAGAGAAGGCUUUUUCUGCGUGUAUACACAUCCCCCAUUACAGUUUCCAGACGGUUUUGCCCUACUGCAUUCUCUGUUCAUCUGUCUGUCUCUGUUAAUAAAGACUUGUCAAACUGUUCCA
This is a messenger RNA of Dipodomys ordii (Ord's kangaroo rat), 1590 nucleotides long. RefSeq names its product sigma non-opioid intracellular receptor 1 (gene Sigmar1). Gene Ontology annotation, cellular component: endoplasmic reticulum. The coding region runs from base 26 to 697 and encodes 223 amino acids. NCBI's taxonomy places the organism in Eukaryota, Metazoa, Chordata, Mammalia, Rodentia, Heteromyidae. The record is from RefSeq and is a predicted model, not a curated record. The transcript has 4 exons.